This is a messenger RNA of Microbotryum saponariae, 1356 nucleotides long. The record is from the annotation of a GenBank genome assembly. NCBI's taxonomy places the organism in Eukaryota, Fungi, Basidiomycota, Microbotryomycetes, Microbotryales, Microbotryaceae.
AUGGCCAAAAAGGCGGGUCUCACAGCUGAUCGCUGGCACUAUCGUCGUGAGGACUAACCAAAGCUGUACUCACCCUCUCUGCAGGCGACAUCAGGGGCGUCGUCGUCCUCGGCCGUAGCAACCGCCUCGCCAGCGGACACACCAGCUCGUCGGCCUCGAACAGAUGAGAACAUCUUUCUCUUUGUACCCAAUCUCAUUGGUACGUUCCGCACCAACCACCACGUACGAGGUCGUACACUCUGCCGCACGCCCAGCCACGCAUCCACUUGAGCGGUGCGGGCAGCCGAGCGGUGUGUGACGUCGUAUCGGCCAACAUGUGGCUCCUCCGCGAACAACGACGACCACAUCCCACACCCUCGGCACUCACAGUCGCAGUCGACUGACCCGUCUUUCGUCUCUACAGGUUACACAAGAGUCAUCCUCGCAGCGGCGUCAUUGACCUACAUGCCAACGCACCCCAAAUUCUGCACGGUCGCCUACUCCAUCUCGUGCUUGCUCGAUGCCGUCGACGGUCAGGCCGCACGCGCGCUCGGGCAGACAUCUCGCUUCGGGGCCAUCCUCGACAUGGUCACAGAUAGGUGCGUUGGAUCGUAGGCUGGAGUGGAGAGCGCCGGAGGCAAUACUAGGCACUGAUUCGACCCCGUUCUAUGGCUUCCUAUCGCUCGCACAGGUGCACGACCAGUUGCUUGCUCACUUUCCUCGCCUCCACCUACGAUCAAUACGCCCUCUUGUUCCAGUUCCUCAUUUCUCUCGAUUUUGCUAGUCACUACAUCCACAUGUAUGCGUAAGUUUGAGACGAUGCUCGCCCUCGCCGCCCCCGGUGCGUCCCGCUUUGGCAACUGAUCCAGUCCACUUCCCCGGCCACCUCCCUCCUCGAUGCAGCUCGCUCGUGUCAGGAUCAGCAAGCCACAAGUCCGUCACCAAGAAACAGAGCUGGAUCUUGCAUUCCUACUACAACAACAGCGUCAGUCGUGAUCUAGUUGGCCUCUCCCACUCACCCCCACUUUUUAGACUGAACCUUUGCCGAGCUACCGUCCUCCUCAGCGAACGCUCUUCUUCUUCUGCGCCGGAAACGAGCUCUUCUUCGUCGCGCUCUACGUCAUGAAUGCUUACAAGGUCCCUCUUGGCCUGGCACGCUACACCGGGUACCUCCCCUUGGCGGUGUGGAAGACGAUCCCCGGGCCGGUGCUGUCUCGCAUCGGCCUGCUCACCUGGCCUGAACUGGUCGCGCUGUUGACACUCCCCGUCAUGGCGAUCAAGCAAAUCAUCAACGUCGUACAGUUCUGGAAGGCGAGCAAAGUGCUCGUCGAGACCGACCAGGAGGAUCGAUGGGCCGCACAAAACAAGAAGCAGUGA